UCAGAGGAAAUGGCGUCCGUCGUCACCAUGGUCAGGCGCAGAAGGGUUUACAGUUGCCAACCAGUCAAAUCCCCUCGAAGUUGAUAUGUCAGAUAUGUAACUGCCUCUCGUUCACCGGGCUCAGAAAUAUGUUUUUAAGUGGAGAGAGAGACCCAGCUUGUGUCGGAAGUUGAAGACAUAACCGGUAAGAGUCAGACAUUUCCUCUCUGCUAGCUCAGCGGCUAACCGUUAGCUUUAAUCCCCUAAUCUGAGCAGCUAUUCAGGCGGAGGUGGUUGACCCCAUAGAUAUAUAUAAACACAGAUGGCUCAAGGGGGAGUCGCCAGCGUAGCUCACCUGCGUCCACUUUACCACAGUCAACAACUACUGCUACAGCUGUUGUAAGGAACACCGGAGACGUUGCUGCUACUGUAGACUCCUUGCAGAGGAAUGGCCAAAGAGCUGAAACAAAGCAGGGCAGAGACAUUUGUGCUGGCUGGAUCGAAUGGUCACAAUGGCCAACAAUGGCAGACCGGUCUGAGUGACUUCAACCAUCCUCUGGGCCCUGACCACAAGUCCAGGAUGUCCCGCGUUGCUUCCGAUGUGAGGCUCAAGUGUGCAGCCUACGUGCUGGCCCUGAGGCCGUGGAGCUUCAGCGCCUCGCUCACACCGGUGGCCCUCGGCGGCGCCUUGGCAUACAAGCUGGAGGGCUCCGUGGACUUGGUCAUCCUCAUGGUGUGCGCGGUGACCGUCCUCGUGGUCCAUGGGGCGGGGAACCUCGUGAACACCUACUAUGACUUCUCCAAAGGGAUUGACCACAAGAAGAGUGAUGAUAGGACUCUGGUGGACGAGAUCUUGGCACCGCAGGAUGUUGUCAUGUUCGGAGCGUUGUUGUACUCUUUGGGCUGCUUGUGUGCCACUCUGCUCUAUUUCCUGUCAACACUCAGACUGGAACACUUAGCCCUUAUUUACUUCGGGGGAUUGUCCAGCUCUUUUUUAUACACUGGAGGCAUUGGCCUCAAGUACGUGGCCCUGGGAGACGUGGUGAUCCUCAUCACCUUCGGCCCGCUGGCGGUCAUGUUUUCGCACGCGGUGCAGGUGGGCUACCUGUCGGUGCUGCCGCUGGUGUACGCCAUCCCUCUGGCCCUAAACACGGAAGCCAUCCUGCACAGCAACAACACCAGAGACAUGGACUCUGACAAGCAGGCGGGCAUCGUCACGCUGGCCAUCCUCAUCGGCCCCACGCUGUCCUACGUCCUCUACAACAUGCUGCUCUUCGUCCCCUACGUGCUCUUCUGCCUCCUGGCCACCCGGUACACCAUCAGCAUGGCGCUGCCGCUGCUCACGCUGCCCAUGGCCUUCCCCCUGGAGAAGCAUUUCCGCAGCCGAUGCUACGCCAAGAUUCCCCAGAAGACGGCCAAGCUCAACCUCCUCAUGGGAAUUUUCUACGUGUUCGGGAUCAUUCUGGCCCCUCCCGGCAGCCUGCCCUCACUGUGAUUGAACUAGCUUUGAUAUCUUCACAUUUUGUCAUUUUAAUACAGACUAGUUCAUGUACCUUUGUAUUUGUACAGAGCUAUCUGAGGGCUUUCACUUGCGUUAAUUUAUUGACAUAUUUAUAUGUUGAACAGUUUUAGUUUAGGUUCACCUCUGUGACACUGAAGGCAUAAUCAGCUGUUGUUUUUGUCCAGUAUUAAGCCUGCUGUCAUGUGUUGGUAACAGUCAUUGUGUCAUUUUUUUUAGAGCUAGGAAACAUUUUUAUCAUCUACAGCCAGACAAUAAACUUGCAGUUGCCAUAUUUUGUUGCUGGUACCUAAAAAACAUGAAUGAAUCAAAUGAAAUACACUGUACUCUGCACGGUACAAGCUGUUCAAUUGCUCAUUGUCAUUUUUCUUUGGUUGGAUUAUAAUAAAGCUCACUGAUGCUGAUGACCCAUGUGUCUGUUGUGGAUUAGGGGGCACAGUUCUUUCAGCCAAAAUGAAUUUGAUAUACAAUAUAACAUGCAAACUGAUGUUUAAUACUGGUUUAAUGACAAAUGAAUUAAACGCUUUAAAAUCACUUCUGAUUUCCGCAGUCUCUACAUUCUAAAUUGGGAUAAAGCAGCACUUUGAUCUCCAUCCAAAUGUGGCUGUCAAAUGGGUUUUAAAUAGCACAGUGGAAUAGAAGUUAUUUUUGUUCAACCAAAAAAUAUAGGCCAUUGUUUCACUGCCUCAUUGCAACCUUUAUAUUCCGUCACAAAGACAUUUCCUGUGUGUAGAUGGAGGGAUACAAGCAGCAUACAUACUUCAAUGACAAAGCUCUACAUUGUUAUGUUCUUUGUCCACAAGUGACCACUUAUAAUGACACUUCCUUGUAGAAGACACAGUAUUUAAUCUACAUUAGUUUAGUUAAAACCUCUGUGACCUGUUCCUGUGUAUUUCAUUCUUUCAAGUUGUACGCCAUUGUAUAUUUGUUACAAAUACGACUGAGUCAUUGAAUUGAGCCAAUAUAGAUCAAGUAGCCCAUAAAGCAGGUCUCCCUCGAAAAAGAGAUUGUUGAUCUCAAUGGGAUUUUCACCUGGUUAAAUAAAGGCUACAAACAAACAAACAAAGCAACAUGAUAUGAAAUAUAUAUAUAUAUAUUUCAAUCAAAGUUACAGUCUUCUUAUUUAAAGGAAACCCUCAGCGUCAGCAGGGGGCGGUAUUGGUCUGAACAUUGCAUCAAGAUAUAGGUUAAAAUGUUCAAUUAUUGGUAAAAUUAACUUGUUUUAAUAAUAAAUACAUUUAAGUAAUUAUAUAAAUGUGUAUUUAAUGUAUGAAAACCUUUAUAAAUAUACAACAACUGAAAACUUC
Gymnodraco acuticeps is the source of this 2805-nucleotide messenger RNA. RefSeq names its product UbiA prenyltransferase domain containing 1 (gene ubiad1). The record is from RefSeq and is a predicted model, not a curated record. Lineage: Eukaryota; Metazoa; Chordata; Actinopteri; Perciformes; Bathydraconidae. The transcript has 3 exons. Gene Ontology annotation, biological process: vitamin K biosynthetic process; menaquinone biosynthetic process. Bases 428 to 1474 code for a protein of 348 amino acids. Gene Ontology annotation, molecular function: prenyltransferase activity. Gene Ontology annotation, cellular component: endoplasmic reticulum; Golgi membrane.